Clavispora lusitaniae ATCC 42720 is the source of this 2370-nucleotide messenger RNA. RefSeq lists its product as uncharacterized. Gene Ontology annotation, molecular function: protein phosphatase 1 binding; glycogen binding. Gene Ontology annotation, cellular component: protein phosphatase type 1 complex. Lineage: Eukaryota; Fungi; Ascomycota; Pichiomycetes; Serinales; Metschnikowiaceae. The record is from RefSeq and is a predicted model, not a curated record. Gene Ontology annotation, biological process: regulation of glycogen biosynthetic process.
AUGUUUGCAUUUUCUUCAGCCCUGGCCGAGAAAAACGGCCAAGGCGGGGCUUCGUCCCAAGCAGUAGAAGGAAAGACCAGCCCCAAGAGUGCGAUGCAGAAUAGAAAUACUGAAACCGGGCCAUCCGACUCAGGAGUCGUUUCAGAAAAGGACGAAUUGGACCCUUCACAAGCUCCAUUCGAGAUGAAAAAUGGUUCCAAGCAGAGUGAAACGACGAAGCGAAGCUUGGACGAAGGUCUAGCCAAGCCGCUACGUGUUAAAAAGGCGGAUAAUCUGACAAAGACUCCUCUGGGAGACUCAUGUCUGGGACAGUCAAGUGUGGGCCAGUUGAGUUUGGGAACAACAGGUGCGAGCAGCUAUACAAGCGUGGAAAAGAAUAACUCUAAGGCAAUGGAAGCCAAAGUCUCCGGGAGUAAACCUACAAAGAACGGAGAUAACAGGGCCCACCAGUCUAAGCACAACAUUGGCCUGAACCCACUGCCGGCCAAUACCGCCAAAGAUGGCGCAAAUAAUGAUAUCCAAACCAAUGACGCCUACAAAAAUUGCCAGAAUAAUGGUCAGAGUAAUGCACUGGAAGAUGCCCCAAAUGUGAAAAAUGGCCAGGCCUCGGAUAACUCCAAGGAUACCCAAGGCACUCAACCCAGCAAGACAGAAACAGCAUCUGCCCAUCAUAACAAGGAUGACCAAUGCAUCCUCGGCACAGAAAAUAAAGAGUCAGAUUCGGAGACCCCUUCACGCAAUCUGACUGGUCUGCCGGGCGAGUCACGUCAUCUGACCAGUACUUUGGCCGAGUCGCGCAACCUGACCAGUCUGUCGGGCCUACUGGACAAUGGCGCGCAGUCAAGUCCGGAAACGUCGCCCGAGAGUCCACCUUCUGCGGGCGCGCGCAGCUUUGUCGCCGUGCGCAAGGGCUAUUUUGACCGGCCUCGGCAGGCGCCCUCGCCCGUGCCGCUUUCGAUGCGCUUUAUCCACAAGCCGCUGCGCUCACAAGAGGAGUACACUAAGGCGUCUGAUCCGACGCGGCGUAAUUCCGCCAUCAAUGCUGGCCUUGUUGAUGCCCCAGCUAGUCCUCUGCCAGUACCUGAGGAUUACCCCGAACACCUGCUUGUGCGGAAAAAACUGGGAGAGAUUGUGAAGCUGCUGUUGAAAGAGCACACACCUCGGUCCCGCUCGCUCCCACUGACCCCAACAUACAAACUGGUUCAUUUUGGUGGCGACGCAGACGUGCGAUAUUUCUCGCAGAAAGACCGGCCUGCGGCUAUACUGGCACUGAACUCGCCCGUUUUAGCAACUGACGACGACGAUAUGGACGACCCAGGUGCUGACCUUGACCUUGAAGUGACGUGGGACAGCUCGAGCGGUCCUGCAGAUUCCGCGGGCGGCCUUGCUGCACCGCCCCGAGAUUCUGCGUUUCCCCAGUGGCUGGUGGAUGUGCUCAACUUUCCCCCCUUGUCUUACCACGAGCGCAUGGCUGUGCGCCAUAUGCCAGUGUUUUUGGAACACAUGUUUGUGCUGGCAGACCAACGCUAUCUUUUGGGCCAAGUGGCUGUGCAUAACAUGGCGUAUGAGAAGAGCGUCGUAGUGCGAUACUCGCCUGACGCUUGGUCAACCACAAAGGAUCUUGACGCCAUAUAUGUGCCCGACACUCCGCCUGUGCUCCGGGCCCAUAACUAUGACCGAUUCAUUUUCAAAUUGGACUUGGCCAAAAUUGGUGAACGUUUUCCUGCUGGCGGAAGAUGGGACUAUGAGUUUUGCGUACGUUUCACCACACCCGACUGCGAAUACUGGGACAACAACAGUGGUUCUAACUACAUGGUGCGGCUCGAGAGGCGGCCCCGCCCUAAACAGCGUGCAGUGAGUGCAGCAGCAGUUUCGAAAGCUGACCGCUCCCAGAGACCCAAACCAAAGUAUCUGGCAUCCUUCUUGCGCCGCCAAGGCGAGUCGGACUUCGACCGCAACAACUUUUAUCUUCUGUCGCCGCUUCUUUCAAGCCUCGGCGUGCGGGACGAAUCGGAACUUCCUCAGUUCCGUGCGCAUACGGAUGAGCUGGUCUCGCCCAACUCUGCGCCCGUGUCGCCGCCUGACUCCCCAGACCCGCUCUCGAAUACACCCAAUGACCUUGCUGACCGGCAAAACCUCUCGCCAAACUCGCGGCCCUCACAGACCUCCCGCACGCCCAAGGAUAUCAGCUCCAUGUCAUACCGUGAAUUGUUGGACUCCUUUUGUUUCUUUUCGCCCUCUCGCGAUGCUUCGACAUCAACUCUCGUCAUGAGCGAUGAACCCAAUGUAUCGUUUGAUCGUGACCGUGCUCGUGGACCAUCUGGCGAUCCUGAUGCGCCAUUUACCGUGUCGUCGUUUUUACGCCAUUGA